This is a messenger RNA of Prorocentrum cordatum, 906 nucleotides long. Lineage: Eukaryota; Dinophyceae; Prorocentrales; Prorocentraceae. The record is from the annotation of a GenBank genome assembly.
GAGAGACAGAAGAACAAGGAGGAGCUGGUCAAAUUCAGGGAGCGCAUUGGCAAUGCAGAGCGGAAUGCCACCUGCACGGCGUCGCAGACAUUGCAGCCGCACCGAGGAGAUCUCACGCCAAUGCCGAGCAGCACGACAGUCCCAUGGUUUAUGUACUUGGGCACCCCAGACAAGCAGGCGCUUGCCAUUGUCGACAAGAGCUUCAACUCUACAUAUUCGAGGAAGGGUCUGGGUGCAAUUCUGGAUGCAUAUCACAAUUGGAUGUGUAAGCCUGCUGGUCCAAUAUCUCUUCCGAUCGCAUCGGAGAAGGAGCCCAACGGGAAGUGCGCGUGGGACCACUGCUUCUGCACGCCAUCUGGGAAACGAUUGUAUAGCCGUCGCAAUGCUUCCCUCCGUUUCUUGAAAGGGCAGACACCUCGUGAUGCGUCUUGGCGCAACAUGCUCUUGACAGGCAUGCUGGUUGUCAGAAUCAGGAGCUUGCCACUGCAGCCUUUCUUCCCGCCAGACAGCGACGAGUCCGAUUACGACGUGGCCAUGGAGAAUGCGAUAGCGAUGGAGGAGGAUGUAUCUUUUUGGCAUCUCAGUUACACUACGUUGUCACCGUACGACGUCAUGCUGCAAGAGAUGACCUGCGAUGAUAUGCACACGCCUUUCUUGAAUGACGUCACUGUGGAGGUGCAUGGGACGAACAACCAUCUCGAACUUUACGAUUGGUGUUACACUCUGCGAGAAGAUAGAUCACAUGACGCUAUGCUGUACAAGCUCGUGAACAAUCACGAGGGUUUGGACCUCGACCUCGAAAAAGACGUGGGCGGGGUCGUGGAGGGCGCCACGGACGCGGACGAGGUAGGGAUGCAGCUCGAGGCCGAGGUGGCCGAGGCCGUGGGCGAGGACAUGCGGGAAGGG